AUGGCAAAGAAAAUAAACAGAUCGGCUAGUAGUGGAGCUUUUAUUAAAAAAAUACAAUUGGAAAAUGAAGAUUAUGUGGACUUGGAGUUUGACCAUGAAGACGAUAUUGUUUUGGACGACAGAGAGCUCCAGGGAAUGUCAGAAGAAGUUACUUCAGCUGCAUAUACAAACCAGCUGCUGAAAUGGCAUGAAGGUGCUGAUAAGUCGCUUCGUGGAACUUAUCAGAAAAAUUCGCGAACAACUGAAUGGAGAAAAAGAAAAGCAGAUAAUGAUGCUUCAAAUACGCAAGGAAGCUACCGUCUUACAGAUAAAGGCUUCUUUAUUAAAGUUCAAAAAGAGGCUCCAAUUGAAUUAAAAGAAUCUAUUGAUAGUGAAUUGGAGAACAUACAGAUUGACAAAAUUGCUGUGCUUAAACUUGCACAUGAAGAUGUUAAGAAAGAGAUUUUCCCUUAUACUCGCGCAGGUCCUUCUUCUCAGUCAGUUGAUGCUUUUGAACUCUGUAAGCUUAAAUCAGUUGAAUGCUACCUUCGAUACAGAAUAUCAGGCGCCAAAACUAUGGAAGCUUCAGAGAAAGCAUCGAUGGAAAUAUGGCUUCACAAAAACACUUAUCGUCCAGCUGCUAUAAGAAAGUAUGCCAAAGAGUAUGUUGAUUUCCGUUCAAUUGCCUUACACCAACAAGGAAAAUAUUUGAGAAGACAUUCUUUAUUUUCGGAUGAAGAUAUAAAGUCUACUAUCUGUAAAUGGAUUCAGAACCAGAGACCAGAAAAUCGAAGUCUUAUCGAAGUGAAGAAGUACAUUGAUGGAGAUAUUUUGCCAAGAAAGCUUGGUAUACCUGGAAAUACUUCCACAAGUACAAUCUGGAAGUACCUUCAUGAAUGGGGUUAUGUGUUUAGAAAGAACUCUAAAGACAUUUAUUACGACGGUCAUGAAAGAGAGGAUGUGAUUGCAUACCGUCAGAAAUGGGCAAAAAGAAUGAUGGUGUACAAGAAGAAAAUGGCAACUUUUUCUGAAAAUGAAGAAACUGUAGUUUUGCCAGUACUUAGAUCCGAUGAAAUAGAGCAUGUUCUUGUUACUCACGAUGAAUCGACAUUCUACGCAAACGAUGGGAAAGAUACCAUGCGGCUAAUGGAAGAUGAAAAUCCUAUCCGUAAGAAAGGUCCAGGAAUGUCUCUCAUGAUCAGUGAGUUCAAGUGCGUAUGCCACGGAACAAUGGCUAGAGGGGCAUGGUCGUCACGAGAGGUAUUCCGCCCUGGGGCCGACAGAGAUGGGUACUGGACGAGUGCGGAUAUGUUGAAGCAAUUGAAAAACAAUGUUAUUCCUCUUUUUGAAUUGAUUCACCCAGGGUGCAAGGCCGUCUUUUCAUUUGACCAAAGCACAAAUCACAAAGCGUAUGGUCAAAAUGCUUUGAUCUCAAGCAAAAUGAAUCUAAAUGACAAAGAGAUUGAAGACGACGAUCCUUGUUCUUUGCGGGAUACAGUAUUUGUCCGGAAUGGUGUAGAGGAAGUACAAUCAAUGUACUACGAGAAGGAUGAAUGGUUUGCAAAGAAAAGUGGACAAUGGGUCCAAAAUAAGGUUAAAUAUGUUAAAGGCGUCCGUCAUAUUCUGGAGGAGCGUGGUUUGUGGCUUGAGAAGGAUCCGUAUAAUCCUAUUAAGAAAUGGCGACUAGACUGUAAGAGUAAAGACGCCUCUGAAGAUAGCAAGUGCUGUGCACAUCAUUUUCUGGCUUCACAACCAGAUUUUAUGUCACAGAAAACUGCUCUUCAUGAGGCUGUCGAAGACUCUGGUCAUAUAUUUGAACUUUACCCUAAGUUCCAUUGCGAAUGCAAUUGGAUUGAGAGGUAUUGGGGUGCCGCAAAGCGUGAAGCUAGCCUCCAGUGUGACUAUACGUAUAAGUCCCUGGAUAAGAAUAUCCAUACUUUGCUGGAUCACGCUGGUAAGCUUCCAAAUAUCCGCCGGUAUUACAACCGCUCGUGGCGCUACAUUGAGGCAUACAGCCAAGAGAUGAACGUGAAAGAAGCCAAUGAUGUUGUAAAAAAAUUUACAAAAAAAAAAUAUACUUCUCAUCGCCGUGAUGAAGGAAGAGAAUAG
This is a messenger RNA of Phycomyces blakesleeanus NRRL 1555(-), 2088 nucleotides long. RefSeq lists its product as hypothetical. NCBI's taxonomy places the organism in Eukaryota, Fungi, Mucoromycota, Mucoromycetes, Mucorales, Phycomycetaceae. Gene Ontology annotation, molecular function: nucleic acid binding. The record is from RefSeq and is a predicted model, not a curated record. The transcript has a single exon. Bases 1 to 2088 code for a protein of 695 amino acids.